GUCCUGAACACCUAAUUACGUUAAAAUCGAACUGUGCAGUUUCUUCCGUGGCAUCAAGAUGAGAAAUGUUUUAAUCAGUUCGACGGAUUUUGAACUUUUCGAUUCCGACAUGACAGCACAGGACUAUGAGUUUUUCCAGAAGCACAAAGGAGCGUUCAAAAGUUUGUUGGAAGACCAGGUAUGGAUGGAGUGAUAAGUGAAUACAUGGGCUAUUGCAUUUUAGAUGUUUGUACUCCCCCCUGGGUUGAGAAGGCUUUUUCAAAAUGUUCCCCCACUCCCCGGGUUUAGGAGGCUAUCACAUAAAAUAAAAUUUUAACGCAUCCCGAGUCGAGGGACAGUGGAAUUCUUCAGCUGGGGUAGCUUAUGGAAUUCAUUAGUGGUGAAUACAUUUUAAGAAGAAAAGUUUGAAAGUCCUCUGUUGGGAAGGGGGAGCAUGUUAACACAGUAACCCCAAUCAAAAUAUGCCAAGUUUAUGUAAAACACAGAAGUUGGAAAUGCCGCUAAUUUAGGUCUUAGGCUCUUAGGUUCCUAGGAUCUGAUUGAUAUUUAUAUUCAAAGGAAUAGGAAGUGAAAAUGAAGCUUUCCUUGCAUAUUUAGGACUCAGAUAGCCUGUUAGGUUGCCGGUUAGGUUUUAUUUUUGCUUUUUUUUUUUUAUUAUUGUAAAACAGUCUCAAGAGCAAAAGCAGAAGUUUGUGGAUGCUUUUCAAGAAUUCUCAGUGAAUCAUGGCUGUAUUAAAAACUUCCCAGUUAAGGUACAUGUAAGAAGGUAUUAUUUUUGUCAUUGUUUUCUCUUCUUUGUUUAAAUUUUGUUCAUUUGGACAAAAGAGUGUGACAUCACUUAACCUUAUAAUUGAGCUGUGAGGUGUUAUCAUUUUUUCACAGAAUGACAAUAUACUUGCCCUUGUUGAUAAAGCUAUACAAUAUUUGAAUGAAAGUUUUGUUAAUGGUAAGAUUUAAAAAUAAUUAUGAUGUAUUAAAUAUUACGUCUUAGAGAUGCAUCAGAGAAAGUAAACAUAUUAAAGCAAAUCCAUUCAUAGCCUGUACACAGACGUUGUUAUAUUUUUCUUGUUGUUCUUUUUGAAAACAUUGGUGAGCACGGUGCGUGAGAAAGAAAAAUAUAGAAUGCCUGUAGACAUCUUUGGGAAAAAAGAGGUUUAUUAAGUCCCUCCCCCAUGUCAAUGCCUCAUCAUUAUCACCUCUGCUUUCACACCAAUUAAAUUUGACCAAUGAUAUUAGGGAUAUAAAUUGCAGCUUGUGUUUGUUAAAGGCAUGUCUUGUUAGACUGCUUCAACAUCGAAAAGGCUGGCUAAAAAAGGGGCAAAGCCAAAACAAAUCAGCCCAUCAGAUUAUUGUAGGAUAUGUGGGUGCUCCUCAUAUGUCAAUAGUACUGAGCAAUCUUCCUGUUCCCGUAAAGCUACAGAGAAUCUUUUUAUUGAGACUUUGUGAAGGAAGUUUAAAGAGAUCUCGGUUUUACCAUUUUGCAAACGGAAGAUCAGUCACGUAGUAAUAAGGUUAGAAGCACCUGGGCUAAAUUUUCUAUUAUUCAAACCAACUUUCAACAAAGCAAGCACGACAAUGAUAGCUUUCGGUUUAAAAGAAUGUCCACAUCACCUCAUGGUUCUGUGAAAGGUAACGCAGUGGCUGAAACGCCAGCUUCUCUCAUUGCCUUUACUUGAUCAUAUUUUGAUAAUACUUUGUAAUAGCGAUGCAACUAAUACCCCACAUUCUUCUCUCUUUGUUUGAGUUUCACUGCUGCGAACAACAGGUAAAAACCAGCAUUAAACCCAAAACAGCUUGAGGCUGUUCUUCUUUGAGCACAUAUUUGCUUGAAAACUGUGCCAAACAGUUGUCAAGCAUGCUUUCCAUAGUCUACAGCUCAAAACAAAAGAUAUGGUCAACAUGGUCAACACAAGAUUGUAGUAUAUUGAUUCCCAAGUUCACAAUUGAUGUUAUUUUUUAAUGCAAAUUACAAUGUAAGUGUUGUGGUUAGCACAUCCCACAAUGACAAACACUUCUACUCACAUGGGGCAAGCGUGAUGAGUCAUUGACAUGAUGAUGACAGGAUAAUCACCGUUCAGCCAAUAAUAAUUUUCCUGGGAAAAGCAAGUUUCAUUUGCUUUCAAAGAUGUCUACAGAUAGUCCUCUCUAAGAUUGACAAAGGACAGUUUUGAAACCAUCAAUGGACAAUUUGGAACUGCAAAUAUGUUGUGAAAAAUACCUCAAAACAGAAAAUGUAGGUGCUGUACAUGACAGUAAAUUGCAAAAUGUUUGACAUUUUGUAGUCUUGCUUGCUAAGCCAAACACCUCUUAAAGACAGACAAUCAGGACUGAUGUGUGUCCGUCUUAGAGAGAGUUGACUAUAUGUGUAAAAAAAGAUUAGCAUUUGAAAAGCAGUUAGGGAUUCUAUCAAAACUAGGUUACCUAAAGCCAAGUGCUUUCACUCAAGGCCAAGAUACUCAGUACGCAUCUGUAAAAAAUAUAUAGUGUAUUAGGUAACUGUUUACAAUUGAUUCAUUAUUUAUUUGAACUUGCUAUUUUGUCAUGAUGUGUUAUAUCAUGUAGGAAGGUUUAGUAAAGCCAAGUGUUUGGUAACAGAUGCAGUCUGUCUGGCACAGAGUAGACCCUCUAUGCAGUACAUUGGUUCAUCCAAUCAUGGUAUGUGCACAGAAUAGUCAAUUUAUUACUGCAUGACACUGGCUACUGCCUUAUUUUAAUAUUCAAAUAUUUGCAGUCAAAAAGCAAAUCUUAAAAAAUAGCAACAACAACAACACCUCAGACAAAGGUGUACAGGCAAUUUUUUGCCAAGGGGGGCAGUAAACCAUUUACCCAAAAAAUCUUUCAAGUUGCCCAAAUUUUUACGAAACAGUUGAAAAGAAAUGAGGGUCAUACUAUGCACUAACAUUAUACAUAGGCCCACAUAUGAAGUGAAAAUAUUCUUUCAUAUGAAUUUAUCACAUGAGCUCAUAAAACAUGUUAAAGAAAAUAGUUGCCUUUGCCAUUUUGACAGCCAAAGAUAUCUGUGAUAAUAUCCAUGUCAUUGUUGACAUAGAGUUGGCAUAAAUGCCCAAGGUUAAAUUAUGUCUGUGACACAGGCUAUAAUGGUAGUGUGAUUCCGGUGACAGCUGCGUUUGUUUUUUGGCGUGUUGACCUACAAGGGCUUGAAGGUGGUGCAAUGGCAUUUUUUUGAGUGCCCUGGCUUCUCGUAAUUCAAACUGAGAAUUGGUCAGCCACUUCUUUAUUUUCAGACCCAUUGCUGAUGCUAUCUGCCACAUACUGUUCAAACUAUUUUCACUCCAACACUAGCAUAGGGCCUGAAUGGUCAUGUCGGCAUUUCUAUUAGCAGAGAUGAUUCUGUGACUAGGAAUACCCCACACCAGCUAGUGCGAGCAGUACAGUGCCCAACAAUGAGAAACUACAAAUAUGUAAAUCAACAUGUCCCUUCACUAAUAACCAGAAACUAAUCAUGCACUAGGCAACCACUGUCUUGUGCACGAAUUUGACUCGAAUAACCGUGCCAACUUCAGGAUAAAAUAGAAAACUUGUAAAAUGCAUCCACUGUCAAAAUUCAUGGCCAAAUGUAUUUUGACGCCUAAAGUGAUGGCCACAACAACUGCACCAAGUUUGUUUUGAUCGACGUGGUAUUAGGUUCUUUGGGGAAGUUUACCUACUUACUUACUCACUCACUCACUUACUUAUGACACAAUUAAUAGCUACACUUUUCCUAAAGAGGGAAAGUAGGCACAAAAGUUUUAAUUUUUUACCCUUUUACUUUCUCUCCUUAGUUCCAUGCAAUGAAUUUUUUUUUUUCAAUAUUUGUAAGUAAAUAUCUCAAACACAAACCUGUUAUUUUUGCAGCUAAAAAUCCAUUUAUACACAAGGAUUCUAGGUAAGUUAAUUUCACAAUUUUUAGAAAGAACAUUACCAAGGGAUUUGGGUAACUUUUUGCCCUUAAUGUAUUGUCUUUGUGAAAAUAGACUUGCUAAAGAAGUAAACUGUUUGUUUAUGAAAGGUUUAUUCACAUUUUAACUAGUGCUGUUCAUAUUUUUUCCAUCAGUCUUGUUGAAUUUGUUUUCAGAGAUGUGUUUCGACGUCUAUUUGGAGAACCAAUAGAAAAUGAAACCUGCUUGAAGGUAGAUAUUCUUUAUAUUUAGUUUAAGUGUCUUAUGUCUUACAAGUGGGUCAAAGUCUUUUUACAAACCUCAGCGUCCACAAGGGCGACACUUGUUAGGCUUAAUGCUUUUUGUUCAGCUAUAGUAUUGCUCUAAGAGCAAUCCCCCACCCACAUUCACUCACAUAUGUCAAUUUUAAAGUUACUCCUCAACUUUCCCUGCUAAAUUUAUUUAUUGACCACUUGUCCUUGCAGCUUCAAUUUAUAAUAUGGAGAAUUAGUGUAGUUGUUCGCUCCUUGCAGUUUCAGUAUUCAGACUUACAAUUCAUAAAAAGCUAUGCCAUUAGACUGUCAUUCCCAAGGCAAAAUACCCUUCAUCAAACUGUUAAGUAUUAGUGUUGAGAAAAAAUUAGUCAAAAUUGCAUUUAAUUUCUAGGUGAUGUGUGUAUUACCCCUGUAUAUUAAGUUUGGUGGCUCCAUUUGUCGCUAUUUGAAGCGCUGGUUAGAAGCUGGAAAACUGGAUGAGCUUGGUGUUACUUCCUUAACAGCAAUACCCUUAUCAGCUCUUCUUAAAUCAAAAUCCACAUCAAACACCGGAACAGACCAGGGCUCAGCAAAUACUCCUCAGUCUUCAGUAAGGGUGCUAACAAGCGAGGUAUCCUCAUCUAGCAACACAAUGGUUGCUGUAGCAACUGUUGGUGGAAGAAAUAGUGGGUCCUUGAACAAAGCAAAUAGUUCAGAUGAGGAUAAUGAUGAUGUUGAUGAUGAUGAUGAUGACGACAAUUGGCAUACCAAAGUUAUAAGAGGAAUACAAUCUGUGUUGACUGACAGAGCAGGGCCAUCUCCUAUUGAGUACAUGGAAGUUUAUAAGCGAGAUAAAGAUGGUUCUUAUAGGAGACUAAGGGAAGACUUUCAUUUGGGAAAACCACACCCCAAUCAGGAGUUUGAAGAACGUUGCAGGAAGAAGGAAGAGGAACGGAUUGAAGGAAGCCGUCUCCAUGAAGUGAUAAUGAAGGAUUAUUCUGAGAGUCAGAUUCAGAUCAAGCGACACCAAUGUGCAAACUGUAAAAAAGUUGAGAAAGAACGAGGAAUGUACAAGAAAUGUGGGAGGUAAGAUGGAUGUAAUUAUUGUUGAGAAAAGUUAUAUGGCUAUCAGCUCCAUUUUGGCCUGCAUAACUGGCAAUCUUUGUUUGGUGAAUGCACAAAUGAGCAUUGAGGCAAUUAAAGCACACUGGAAGGUCGUUCUCCCCUCUGUUACCUCUCUCUAACAAAACCGCCGGUUACACAGGCACACCAGGCUUGCACUGUUAAAUAAAAUGUAAAAUGUUAGCCAUUUGUUUAUGGUGGAAGUGCACUUUGCUGUCUGGCUAGUUUACAGGGACUCCACUUAUGAUGACAAACAAAUAACACAAGUACACUGUAUAUCAUAAAGGUUUUAAAAGCACAACCGGCAGAAUAUAACUAGUUGGCUGUUUACAAGAAUAACCAAGGAUUGGAUCCAUGACCACCAGAACUUGAAUGCUUUGCAUGUGCAUCACACUUUUUCAUUUAUUUCUUCUAUGCCACUGUACAACUAUGUACAAUGUAUGAAACUUCACAAAGAACAUAACAAUGAAUUGUCCUUUCUCUUUUGAACUUGGAUACAGUUCUCAAAGAUUCAACUCCAAAAAAAAAUUAGCCUGCAUUUGACAACAUUGACCAAGGCUAGAUAGAAGGCGAAUUCCCUUUUUAGUGACACUUUCAAUAGCUGUCACCAUCAUUGUGGUUUCAUAUUAGAGCACCCUUUUGUUAACAGGAUGGGAGGAGAUGGUGAAGACCUCUUCCUUGCAUUUCCUCUCCAGAAAAUGUUGUGUAUCUUAGGAUUUUUCUAAAGAACAGACAGAUUGUCUGGCGAAGGAGUUUAAUUCUGAUGAUUCUUGUCCCUAACAGGUGCAAAGGAAAAGGCACAAAAUUUUACUGCAGUCGAAAAUGCCAAGGUAAGUAGCAUUUGCAGUCAUUACUGCUUUUCCUGUCAUUUUAAUAUUAACAGCAAAUAGUGGCUUGCUUGAUUAACUGACUGGUUGAUUGAUUGAUUGAUUGACUGAUUAACUGGUUGAUUGAUUGUUUGAUUGAUUGACUGGUUGAUUGUUUAAAUGAUUGAUUGACUGAUUGUUUAAAUGAUUGAGAGUGUGUGCAUGUGUGAGUGAUUAUUGAUUGAUUGAUUGCAGAAGAAGACUGGGUCUCUAGACAUAGGGAGGACCACUCUGUGGAGCUACCAUCGUAAAUGCCGAUCAUACUGAUUGCAGCUUUUAUACAUUAGUACACUGCCUUUGACAAAGCCUGUAUACAGCUGCCUUCUACCCUCCCCUCCCCUCCCUUGUUGUGGGGAGGGGGCAGCUGUACCCAGGCUACCUUUAACACUGCUCAUGGAAAAAACAUCUCAUAAAAUUCACCAUGUUAUAUACUUCAAAUUUUAAUCCAGAAACCAAAUCCCACCACUAUUUGUCACAAAUUAAGACAGCAUUAAUAGCCAUGACACAUUUAUGGCUAUGUAAAUUAGUUAGGUCCUUAAAAUAUGUAAAUGUCAGUUCGUGUUACUGUAUAGUUGUCUCCCAUGACUAAAUUAUUGUAAUAUUAAGUUUUGCCAAAAAGUGUUGGAAAGUACAUUAAUUUUUUAAAGGUAUAAGAUCCAUUAUAAACACUGUAGAAAACGAUGUAAAAUAGUGUACA
Porites evermanni is the source of this 6817-nucleotide messenger RNA. NCBI's taxonomy places the organism in Eukaryota, Metazoa, Cnidaria, Anthozoa, Scleractinia, Poritidae. The record is from the annotation of a GenBank genome assembly.